AUGCAGGCUGACGACGUGAUCUGGUCGGUGAUCGGACACCAGUUCUGUUCGUACAAGAUCAAAUCGGCGACACACUCUACAUUUUGUCGCAAUGAAUACAAUCUUACCGGUCUUUGCAACCGGCAAUCCUGCCCCCUGGCCAACUCGCGCUAUGCCACAGUGCGGGAGCGCGAAGGUAUUUUGUACUUGUAUGUAAAAACUGCAGAGCGCGCACAUUCGCCCAAACGGCAGUGGGAGCGCAUCAGGCUGUCGAACAGGUAUGCUACUGCCCUAGAACAGAUCGACAAGGAGCUCGUGUACUGGCCGAAUUUUAUCGUGCACAAAGCCAAGCAGCGCCUCACUAAGAUCACUCAGUACCUCAUUAAAAUGCGCAAGAUCAAGCUAAAGGAAGAAGAACAGCCCGAACUCGUAGGCAUCAAGAAAAAGACCGAACGUCGUGAGGCCACGCGUGAGGCGAAGGCGCUGCGUGCCGCCAAACUAGAGAAGUCCAUUGAGAAGGAACUGCUGGAUCGUCUCAAACGCGGUGCCUACGGCGAUGCGCCUCUCAAUGUUAAUGAAGACGUUUGGAACGCUGUACUGGAGAAUGCACAGGCACGCAUCCCUGAUGCCGAAGGCAACGAGCUCGAGCUGGAAGAGGAGCUCAGCGAGGAAGAGGCAGAAGAGGAUAUCGAUGCUAUGGACGAAGAACUUCGCGCUCUCGAAGAAGACGACGAAUAUGGACAGCGUGAAUUCGUGUCGGACGAUGAAGACAGUGAAGACGACCUGGAAGAUUGGGGCUCGGACGAUCCGGACGAGGCCUCUGAGGAUGGCAGCGAUGACAGCGAUGAUGGCGAUGACAGCGACGAAAGCGACGAGGCGCCGCCCAAGAAACGCGGCAAACGCCCUGCGCCGAAGCGCGGCGAUGCUCGCGGCAAACGCGGUCGUCCACGCGUCGAAAUCGAAUACGAACAGGAAACGGAGCCUCUCACGGCCGAGCAAAUUGCCAACUGGUAA
This is a messenger RNA of Malassezia pachydermatis, 993 nucleotides long. RefSeq names its product mak16 protein. The record is from RefSeq and is a predicted model, not a curated record. NCBI's taxonomy places the organism in Eukaryota, Fungi, Basidiomycota, Malasseziomycetes, Malasseziales, Malasseziaceae. Gene Ontology annotation, cellular component: preribosome, large subunit precursor; nucleolus. Gene Ontology annotation, biological process: maturation of LSU-rRNA; maturation of 5.8S rRNA. Bases 1 to 993 code for a protein of 330 amino acids. The transcript has 4 exons.